Alternaria rosae is the source of this 649-nucleotide messenger RNA. RefSeq names its product vacuolar ATPase assembly integral membrane protein VMA21. The record is from RefSeq and is a predicted model, not a curated record. The coding region runs from base 155 to 478 and encodes 107 amino acids. The transcript is spliced from 3 exons. Gene Ontology annotation, biological process: vacuolar proton-transporting V-type ATPase complex assembly. Gene Ontology annotation, cellular component: endoplasmic reticulum membrane. Lineage: Eukaryota; Fungi; Ascomycota; Dothideomycetes; Pleosporales; Pleosporaceae.
CGCCAAACACAACGCGUUAAAACCACUUUACUACGCGUAAAGAUAUUGAGCUUGGACCAUUCCGAGCCUAUUACGUUCCUCAAUUCGGACGAGGGCCCGGUCUGUCACGCACUCACGAGCCGGAACACCACAACAUACAGGUUCCAUCUGCAAAAUGACGACUAGAAGAAUCGUAAACGAGCAGAAGUCGUCUCUUGACUAUGAUGGAAAGGGUGCUCCCGAGCCGUCCAACACCUCGCCAGCGGUGCCAUCAUCGGUGAUUUGGAAGUUGAUGAGCUUCACCUUUGCCAUGAUCACACUGCCAAUUGGCACAUACUUCUUCACUGUCAACUUUGUCUUCCAAGGCAACGCAACUUGGGCGGGCGGAUUAGCAGCACUCAUGGCAAACGUGGUCUUGAUCGCGUAUGUGAUCAUGGCAUUCAAGGAUGAUCAAGAGGAGAUGCGAGAAGAAGCAGAGAAGUCCAAGAAGAAGUUGUAGUGCUGGCUCGUGGAGGUGACUGGGGUAUCGAUGCAUGCUAGACGAAGGAUCGGCUCGACUGUGCAAAGUAUACGCAAACACAUGUUCUUGCGGAACUACAGUUGCUCAUAUUAGUGACUAAAAUCACACAUCACUCGAAACGAUAAAAUCAAACACGAAUUUACUCAUCAA